CUGAGCCCAGCCCAGCCCGGGGCGCUCCCGGGACUCAGCCCGCCCGCCCGGAGCCAGGCACAGGGAACGGGUAAUAACCGAAGACGCCUCACAGCAGGAAAGUGAGAUCAGAUUGGCAGUGCAGCAGUGAGUGCCAUGAUUGAAGACAAGAUAAAAAGCAGGCUACAGCAAAAGCCUGCCUCCAUUUAACUCUGCUUUAGCAUCAGCACAGCCUGGCCAGAGCCUUUCCUCGAAGCAGGCAGCACAUGAUGUACAAAGAUGCAGCCUGGGCUUGUUUACUGAGAAACCAUUGGUUUGUUGAGAAACCACACAUGCCCUUCCCAGUCUACAUUUAUAAGAGGUGUGAGCUUCAUCUUUUCUCCCUGAAGCUAGGUUACAGCUGAGGAGUUCAAGAUGAUUCCAAAUUACUCUACUGAAGAAACUGUUAAAAGAAUCCACGUGGACUGCCCUGUUUCAGGUCGGCACAGCUACAUCUACAUUAUGGUUCCAACUGUUUACAGCAUCAUCUUUAUCAUAGGCAUAUUCGGGAACAGCCUGGUCGUCAUUGUCAUUUACUGCUACAUGAAAUUAAAAACCGUAGCCAGCAUCUUUCUGCUCAACCUGGCCCUGGCUGACUUGUGCUUUCUGAUAACUCUGCCCCUCUGGGCAGCCUACACGGCCAUGGAGUACCAGUGGCCUUUUGGCAACUGUUUGUGCAAGCUGGCCUCGGCGGGGAUCAGCUUCAACCUGUACGCCAGCGUGUUCCUGCUGACGUGCCUGAGCAUCGACCGCUACCUGGCCAUCGUGCACCCGGUGCAGUCGCGCAUCCGCCGCACGGUGUCCGUGGCCCGCGGCACCUGCGUGGCCAUCUGGCUGCUGGCCGGCGUGGCCAGCCUGCCCGUCAUCAUCCACCGCAACAUCUUCUUCGCCGAGAACCUCAACAUGACGGUCUGCGGCUUCCGCUACGAGAGCAACAACACCACGCUCCGCGUCGGGCUGGGCCUAUCCAAAAAUCUGCUGGGCUUUUUAGUUCCUUUUCUGAUCAUCUUAACGAGCUACACCUUAAUUUGGAAGACGCUGAAGAAGGCAUAUCAAAUUCAAAAAAACAAGACUAGAAAUGAUGAUAUCUUCAAGAUGAUUGUAGCAAUUGUGUUCUUCUUUUUCUUUUCCUGGAUUCCUCAUCAAGUGUUCACUUUUCUGGAUGUGUUGAUUCAAUUACAUGUAAUAACAGAUUGCAAAAUCACUGAUAUAGUGGAUACAGCUAUGCCCUUCACCAUUUGUAUCGCUUACUUUAACAACUGUCUGAAUCCCUUCUUUUAUGUGUUUUUUGGAAAAAACUUUAAAAAAUACUUCCUUCAGCUAAUUAAAUACAUCCCACCAAAUGUCAGCACACAUCCAAGCCUCACAACCAAAAUGAGCUCCCUCUCCUAUCGGCCACCAGAAAAUAUCCGCUUGCACACCAAAAAGACUGCUGGGCCUUUCGACACCGAUUGAGGCAUUGCACAAAGUCCUCCUUUGGAACAGCCUUGUGUGUGAAGCACCAAGAACAGCAAGAUUCAUCUGCGGUCGUGAACAUCACAGCUCAUUACAGCAACACUGGAUCACCUCAGAGAAAUCAUACUGGAAAGAGUCAGCAGCGGCCUUACAGCUUUCGUUGUAAAGAGGACUGCUUCGUUAUCAUUUCACUUUACUGAAAGCAGCCUAAGUGUUGGACAGGUGUGUCACAGUUCCUGCCACAUCCCACUGUUUGCUUGCAACUAUGAAAGAAGGGGAGGGAAAACUCCUGACUUAAGUUCACAGGUGUUUCAAAAGGAAGCACUUGUAUAAAUAACAUUAAAUGCAAUGAACCUGACUUGCAUAUAUGUGAGCUAUUCUGUUGAAGAAGUGGAGCUUUUUUUUGUUUUGUUGGUUUAUUUUUAAUUACAUAAAUGUCCUAUAAUCAUAUUUAUAAUAUAUUUUCAAAUAUAUGCUAUAUAUAGAGGCCCAAUUUUAAACUCAAAUGGAAAUUUAAGGUUCUUGAAAUUGGUCUUAUUCUGAUUUAUGCUACUAUUUUUAAUGGCAAUUUUUUCAUAAUAAUAUAUGCAAUAAAAUGCAGAUUUAUUUAUUAAAUAUAGAAUAAAUAUAUUUUUAGAUUUAUAUUCCUACUCAUACAUUUCAAACAUUGCUUCAGAAAUGUACAUUUAUAUGUCAGUGGGUAUUUUUGUAGUAGUUAACAAAAUAACUGUGUAUGUGCACAGAAUUGGGGCUCACUCAGCCUUUCUUCAUAACAAGCCACCCUGACUUUGAAGAACUUUAUAUACAGAGGGAGUUGACUCCAUACUCUGUAUGACUAAAAUUUAAAAAUUUCAAAUUCCUGCACAUUUAGUAAACUCAUAUACUGAUAAGCAAGAAUAUGACAAUGCUUAUGCAUCAGUUUAUCUAAUAAUACCUUUAGUCCCAUCACAAAACAUCCGAGAUCAAACUUUACUCUUGGUUUUUAUGGAAUUUCUCUCCAUUUAUUGAAAAUUAUGCCCAGAGUAUUUUCUCCCUGUAGAACAUUAUUUAUUUAUAUGGAACAAAUUCAGAUUUAUACUAGCAUAAAUCAGAACUAAAGUCUGGCUCAAAUUCUCAGUACAAAUCAAGAGGAAGGGAGACAAGCACUGUGGGAAGUUUCUACCAAUGAUAUCCUCAUAUGUGUCCUUUUUACCUCAAAUAAUGAACUUCAGAUAAUAUUUAUGCUUGAUUCACACCCAUUUAUUGUCUUCAAAGAUAAAGGAGUUCAUAAGUACUUUUUGAGAUUACAGAACUUUAAAAAAUCCAAAACUUUACAUAUAUCAUCUAGAAAAUUACAUGCCCCUUGAGGAUUUGUGGUAUUUAUUAUCUUCAAAAUCGUACAUAUAAUGUGGCUUUGUCUCAAGUAGCGAGUGGUUGGAUAAUCCAUAUUUUCUGAUUAUCAAAAUCAAAACACAACAAAACAGUUAUUCCUGUAGUUUAAUACUUUUUAAGGAAAAAAUGGGACUACAGCCAGGUCUAGAAAUCUUCCUACUCUUUCGUUCACCUAUACUAAGGGACUUUUUUUUCAGUUUUGCCUUUGUUCAUCCAGCUGCAAAAAUGGGAACAGUGCAUCUACUCAUACAUUGCAAGGCAUUCUGAGUCACAACUUCUAAAGCUGUUUGAUAAAAAAAACUCACCUUCAUUAAAACUUUAAGUUAAUUUAAUUGCAAGCCAGCAUCUUGACAUUUGAAGCCUGAACAUCAUUUAACUAUGGCAUUUAAAGACAUUUGAAUUGUUAUACUGAAUACUUUGUGUUUAUCUCAUAUGCUCACAUGUGAGACAGCCAUUUGCUUAAAUUGGCAAUAACCUCAUGCAUUAUCAAUAGCACCCAGAAGAGGACUGGUGCCCCAGCCCUCUCUAAGCUGACAAAAGGCUGGCAGAGAUUGCCAUUUAUCUGUAUUUUGUUCAUGGACACACAUGCACAUGCUGAGCAGCAUCAGGAGCUUCCCUUGGCAGAAGCAUCUCUGUCCAGCCAUAAUUCUGCACACUGUGCUUGCCACCUGCUGGAUGCAGCCACAAAUUUGCUUUACAUUUCAGAUUUGUUACAGGAAGAAACAGCAACACUUCUCUGCCACCUGAAGGAUCUAAAGAUCCUCAUUUGUGGCAAAACUCCUCUAUAAAUAAAACACAAACUUGUCCAUCUGGGAGGCCAGUAAUUUCCUUGACAGAGUCUAAGCAAGCAUUUUCUCAUCACCUGCUCAUCCCUUUGGUCACUGAAACCCAGUGUCCCCAGUGACCACAACAGGGAGCUCAUUUCAAAACAUUGAUUGCAUUACUACAAGAGCAGUCUCAAAGAGAAGACGAAAAAAAUCAAAGCCAUUGGUUACUCAUCUUGAUAAUUUCAUGCCAGAUCCUGCAGUUUUAAGAGGCUGUGUAUCCUAAGCUACUGGUGCCACCUGCAUCUGUCUGUGCCAUGUGAAAGAGCAGGAGCAUGCACAUUCAGCUGGAGGGAAGGUAGGAAGGGAUUGCACCUGGUGUGCUCUGAGGGCAGCACAGACCUUGAAUCGAUAGGCAAAGAAAGUGGAGGGGAAAGCUUUCCUAAAUAAAGCAGGGAAAUUUUUGUUCUCCUAAGCAGUAAGGAAACAAUCAUCAGCUGCCAAAUAUGCUAGCUCCUUAAAAGAAAAAAAAAAUAAAACCAACAAAUCAGCAGAUACUGUAAAGAGCCCAGAGAUAAAACUUUCCAGCAAGUCUAACUGGGCAACAGCAGAAAGUAAACUCCUUGGAGCACAGAGUUAUUGUGUACAACCAGAUGCUGCUGUUUCACAACACCCCAAACUGACAGCUAAGGGAAGAGCCCACAGGAUGGACAUCCACACCACUUCCAUCAUGUAUCUGCAACCGAGGCAGGUGCUGGGAAAUGUGUUAUUGCUGAGCCUUACACUCCCCUGCCCACCUGUGCAUGGGGCAGGCACAGGAGACAGUCUGGCCUUUGCUGGGGACCCUUGGCUCUGUGCUCCCUACUGAGGGGCAGAAAAUCCUUUGGUGCAAGGACCUACCCAAUGCCAGCAAAGAAGGGGGUAAGAUUUGGCUCUGUAUGACUUCGCCAUCUUUGGUGAACUUUGCAUUGAGUCUUCUUAAUAUCAAAAGAAAAACUGGCUGUAGAUGUUUAAGAGCAAACUCCCAUUAGCUUAAAAAACACAAGGUUAAAACUAUUAAUAUGCAAUAGUAUGCAGUUAGUUUUAAAAGGAAUAUCCACAGUGCUUUUCAUUCCUGUGAUGACCAAAGUAAAAUACUGCAAACUCUGAGUCUGUCCUUGUACCCUGCUGUUGUGAGGAACCCAAGUCAGUUCUAAUGGGAACAGCAUAUAACCCUAAAUGCAGGCAUUACAGCCCUCAUUCCACCACAACUUGAUUUCUUUGAACGAACACCUUUUAUUUCUGCUGAAUAAUUACUAAAUUACAUAUUUGCCAUGUACAUGCAUAACAUCUAUUUUUAUUUAUUGUGCAAUAGUACUUUCUAUGACUCAUGUUUUGUGCUCUACUCCCUGCUUGCUUGCUCAUUGUACACCCAUCCUAAAUCAUACUGUAUAAUCUACACUGGUUAGCCCAAAUUCCAACAAAACCAUUACAGAUAGAGCAGGAAUUCAUCUGGCUUCUUGGCCUAACAAUUUCCUCAUGUUUACAUUGUUAAUCAAGAGUUUGCAGAGUAAGCACAAGACUAAAAGUCCUUUACUUUGCCAGCAUUACUAUUUCUAUUGUCUACGUGAAACUGUGACAGCAGCAGAGAAUAGAGUAAGUUUUCUAGUUUUGCUUGAAUAGCUUCAGCAAAGGUUUCUUUUGAUAAACCUGACCUCCUUUUAAGUAUACUAAAGUGCAGGUAUUCCCAGGGAAAUAUUUGCCACUGAAAGAAGAAACAAAUCCUUGGGAGAGGGUGGUUGAAGGCCUAAAACAGGGACUUGUUGAAUUUGUAAAUAUUAAGUGUUAAAUGUAAAUAUUUAUUUUUGGUUUUGCAACAGACUGGGGGGAAAAACACACACAGACAAAAAGAAUAAAUCUUUCAGCUUAGUGCAAAGUGAGGGCUGUUCCAUCCAUCACUGAGUGCACCUCCACAGCGACCUCCCAGCCAAGGCUGAACUAACAAACCCUCAAUGCUACAGCCCAGCUCAAGCUCAGUGUCACCAGCGAGCUCUGCAGAUGUGGCAGGACACUCAAGGGAUGGGGACAGAGCAGAUCAUGUCUGAGAACAGCAUUGUGUGAUUUUUUUGCUGAAAUAGUGCCAUGGGCACCAGCUUUGCAGUUGGCAAGUUAGAUAACAAAAUCUAGGUGGUUUUUUUUUCCAAUAUUUUCGUGCAGUUGUAAUUUGUAACUCGUGGAUGUUAAAUGUUUUCUAUUUCAAUAGCCAUGGUUUUAUAUCAUAGAAGCUUACCUUGAUUAUAUAAAAACUUUCACUGUCUGAAGUAUUACUAAAACCACACAGGUCAUCAAUAAAUGCCUUUGUGAAAGUCA
Messenger RNA from Melospiza melodia melodia, 5957 nucleotides. RefSeq names its product angiotensin II receptor type 1 (gene AGTR1). Gene Ontology annotation, cellular component: external side of plasma membrane; membrane. The record is from RefSeq and is a predicted model, not a curated record. Bases 394 to 1473 code for a protein of 359 amino acids. Gene Ontology annotation, molecular function: angiotensin type II receptor activity; C-C chemokine receptor activity; C-C chemokine binding. Gene Ontology annotation, biological process: neurogenesis; immune response; G protein-coupled receptor signaling pathway. NCBI's taxonomy places the organism in Eukaryota, Metazoa, Chordata, Aves, Passeriformes, Passerellidae. The transcript has 4 exons.